Molecule: messenger RNA, 1516 nt
Organism: Gekko japonicus
Lineage: Eukaryota; Metazoa; Chordata; Lepidosauria; Squamata; Gekkonidae
Gene: DHRS11
Product: dehydrogenase/reductase (SDR family) member 11
Exons: 7
Coding region: 200-745 (181 amino acids)
Molecular function (GO): oxidoreductase activity
Source: RefSeq, a predicted model, not a curated record
CAGUGUCUGCCACCCGCCUGUAGUCCUUGGAUGGAAUGGGAUAGAAAUCAAAACCAGAAGGCUUCCCAUUACGGUCGGCAUUCUUUACUACAGUGAGCAGCGUCGAGUGAAACUGGCAGCGGAGUGCCAGAGCGCCGGAUUCCCAGGCACCCUCGUUCCGUACAAGUGUGACCUCUCCGUUGAAGAGGAGAUCCUCUCCAUGUUCUCGGCCAUCAAGACCCUCCACCAGGGGGUUGACGUCUGCAUCAACAACGCCGGACUGGCCCGGCCAGAGCCCCUGCUGUCCGGCAAGACGGAAGGCUGGAGGACAAUGCUGGACGUCAAUGUCAUGGCCAUGAGCAUCUGCACCCGCGAAGCGUACCAGUCCAUGAAGGAGCGAAACAUUGACGAUGGCCAUAUCAUUAACAUUAAUAGCAUGAAUGGCCACAGUGUGGCCCCACAGUCUGUGGUGCAUUUUUACAGUGCCACAAAAUACGCUGUCACGGCACUGACGGAAGGGCUACGGCAGGAACUCCGAGAGGCCAAGACCCACAUCCGAGCCACGUGCAUAUCUCCAGGACUGGUGGAGACUGGAUUCGCUUUUAAACUCCACGAUAGCGAUCCGGAGAGAGCGGCUGCAACGUACGAGAGCAUUCGAUGUCUAAAAGCUGAGGAUAUGGCCAAUGCUGUCCUCUAUGUCCUCAGUGCUCCACCUCAUGUACAGAUUGGCGAUAUCCAGAUGAGGCCGACUGAGCAGCUCUCCUAGCAAACUAAGAAGAUUAGCUGUUGGCGCAGUACAGGGAGAACGGCCUCCAUCCGUCUAGGCGUUUCCCUCUGCUGACUGGUGACAUUUUAAGGCCAGAUAUGAAGCGUUACUCCCCCCAUUUCUCCUUUUUGAGCUGUUGUCAGACUUGUGGAAAGUAAAACAGAAAGCUUCGGUUGGUUGUGGGAAACCCCCUUCUGUCCCCAAUGUGUUGCACGUCUUCAACGGCCAAAAUUAAUUUGAAAGCACCUGAAGAAGCUCGUCCCGGCGAUACUGAAUUACCUUUCUGGAGGACGUGGGGUCCUCACAGGUUUCAGGUGAGUCAAGAUGACGUCGGAGGAGGGACCAUCAAAGGCUAGCGCCUCGCUCUGUGUGUCCCACCACUUGGUUGUCGUAAUUAAACCACGCCACGUGGACCGUCAUUUCAUUUUUGGCUGGCCGAAGCCAUUGCAAGCCGCCGAACAGCCGGUUUCUGCAUCUCUUCUUUUCAGCCACGGCUACAGAGACAGCCAUGAAGAAAAUUCCCCCCUGAGGAUCUCAGAACUGCGGAUUUGCCUUAAGAUCUGCACAACAGGACUGUUGGUUGAAUGUCUGUCAUCCACCGACUUCUGUAAUCUAUGCUGUAAACUCUUACACUGGUUUUGUUCCACUGUUUUCUGUCGUGGCCUCCCCCCUCCCCCCCUGGAGAAUGUUGGGAGGUGUCAUUAGAAUCGUCAGGCUGGGGCGGGGCUGCCAACUUCUUGGUGGGGCCUGGAGAUCCCCCCGAAUCGCAAC